AUGCCCACCGGUCUUCGUCGAACCCUCCAUUGGACCCCGCGCACCUCCAGCAAAAAGAACUCUACCGCCGACGCUUCAUCCUUCAGGUUUGCGAUUCGAUUUCUGUUUCUCAUUGCAACCGAACUCUUUCCAAUAAUGACAUCCAAAAAUUCGACUUCACCAUCAGUGGGAUCAACCGCGAGCGGUGCUCAUAAACGGAACUCAGAUGAUAUUGGUUGGGAAUAUGGUUUUUGCCCGGAUAAAAACAAAAUGGAUACAGUGAAAUAUGGAGAUGACGGUGAUGAAGAUGAAGUUGACCCCGAAACAGUGAUGGAAGCAAUUGAUGAAGCUCUUGGGACUAAUAAUAAUCAAGUACCCCGUAAAAGUUCAACACUGAGAGAACUUUUUGAUGAAGAUUUCAAAUCUGACAAUGAGGAGCAAAUGUUUGAAGAAGAUGAAUAUGACUCGGGUGGAGUUAAAAUAGUGGAAGAAAUUGAAGAUUAA
Messenger RNA from Lactuca virosa, 483 nucleotides. The record is from the annotation of a GenBank genome assembly. Lineage: Eukaryota; Viridiplantae; Streptophyta; Magnoliopsida; Asterales; Asteraceae.